CGGUAGUAAUAAAAAGCCCACGGCCCAAACAAACCAAUAUACGACGUCGUUCAUUUCAUCGUCAUAGUUUUCUUCCGAUCUGACUGUAAAUCCCAAUCAGUCACAAACCUGAGGAACUCGCCGAUCCAACAGUCUAAACUGUAAACACAUACGACGUCGUUUAGACCUUCAAUGGCUCCAGCUGUUCCGAGAUCCGGUGAUGCCAUUUUCGCAAAUGUUGAGCGCGUGAAUGCCGAGCUGUUUACGUUGACGUAUGGUGCGAUCGUGCGCCAAUUGAUUACGGAUCUGGAGGAGGUUGAGGAAGUUAAUAAGCAGCUUGAUCAAAUGGGUUACAAUAUUGGAAUUCGCUUAAUUGAUGAGUUUCUUGCCAAGUCUAAUGUCACCAGAUGUGUUGAUUUUAGAGAGACCGCUGAAGUCAUUGCCAAGGUUGGCUUUAAAAUGUUUUUAGGGGUCACUGCAUCUGUGGCUAACUGGGAUGCAGAGGGGACUUGUUGCAGCCUCAUUUUAGAGGAUAAUCCACUUGUAGACUUUGUUGAGCUUCCAGAUACCUGUCAAGGUUUAUAUUACUGCAACAUUUUAAGCGGGGUUGUCAGAGGAGCUCUAGAGAUGGUUUCAAUGAAGACUGAGAUAACUUGGAUCAGGGAUAUGCUUAGAGGAGAUGACGCGUUUGAGUUGCAAGUGAAGCUUCUUAAACAAGUUCCGGAGGAGUACCCAUACAAAGACGACGAGUGAAGUACUUAAUUGAAUCUUUAUUAAUGUAUAUACAAUAUGAUUUUUGCUAUCCUGUUUUGUUUUGUAAUAAUAGGUUCUGAGUACUCUGUUUUUGUAUGUUGUUAUGAUACAACUUAUUUUAUCCCCACCACUUGGGAGUGUUAUUGUAAUCAAGGAUUUACUAUCACAUUGGUUGAUGUUUACUUUGAAAUCA
Messenger RNA from Erigeron canadensis, 925 nucleotides. RefSeq names its product trafficking protein particle complex subunit 3. NCBI's taxonomy places the organism in Eukaryota, Viridiplantae, Streptophyta, Magnoliopsida, Asterales, Asteraceae. Gene Ontology annotation, biological process: endoplasmic reticulum to Golgi vesicle-mediated transport; intra-Golgi vesicle-mediated transport. The record is from RefSeq and is a predicted model, not a curated record. The transcript has 6 exons. Gene Ontology annotation, cellular component: cis-Golgi network membrane; TRAPP complex; cytosol. The coding region runs from base 172 to 732 and encodes 186 amino acids.